AUGUUGAUUGCUACUAAUGCAAGCCUUGUAAUUAAUCACUACCUUAAUUCAGAGUGGAUGAUGCAGCACAUUAACAGAAAGCUUUCAGCUCCUUGGAGUGACCCAUUGUUGCUUUGCUUCUCGUGCUUUACAAAGCGAAUUUUUAUUUUUAUAUUGUUUUCCUCUAUCACUUAUUCCUGCCCCGCGGCCAGAGCGCAGGCGCCGCCGCCGGGCCGGCAUUGGCGGGCCCGCCCCCCCCGCGCCGUACCCAGGAGGCCGCGCGGCGCCGAGGUCAAGAUGGCGGCGAGGGCGCCUGUUGCAGGAGGUGGUCGCCUGUUUGAGAGGCUUUGCAAGUGGUACUAUAAUGCAGCUGGGUUCAACAAAUAUGGGUUAAUGCGGGAUGAUACAUUGUAUGAGGAUGAUGAUGUGAAGGAAGCACUGAAGAGACUUCCAGAGCAGCUGUACAACGAGAGAAUGUUCCGCAUAAAGCGAGCGCUGGACCUAAGCUUGAAACAUCAGAUCCUUCCCAAAGACCAGUGGGUGAAGUAUGAAGAGGAUCACCGUUAUCUUGAACCAUACCUAAAAGAAGUAAUCCGUGAAAGACAAGAAAGGGAAGCAUGGAACAAGAAGUAACUAUUGAACCACUUCAUGCAAAUAUCCAGAUAUUUCUGAUAUUUUAAACAUUAGGUUGUAGAAGUCCAUAGGGAGGCAGUUGUGGGGCUGAGGAAUACUGUUUCAGCUUGUUCAUUGAGUCUGAUUAUCCAACUAAAAUAAACAUGUCAAACUAUAAAAA
Molecule: messenger RNA, 772 nt
Organism: Melospiza melodia melodia
Lineage: Eukaryota; Metazoa; Chordata; Aves; Passeriformes; Passerellidae
Product: cytochrome b-c1 complex subunit 7
Exons: 5
Coding region: 1-612 (203 amino acids)
Biological process (GO): mitochondrial electron transport, ubiquinol to cytochrome c
Source: RefSeq, a predicted model, not a curated record